This is a messenger RNA of Pocillopora verrucosa, 1896 nucleotides long. Its product is annotated as POU domain, class 3, transcription factor 4-like. Gene Ontology annotation, molecular function: DNA-binding transcription factor activity, RNA polymerase II-specific; DNA binding. Gene Ontology annotation, biological process: regulation of DNA-templated transcription. The record is from RefSeq and is a predicted model, not a curated record. Lineage: Eukaryota; Metazoa; Cnidaria; Anthozoa; Scleractinia; Pocilloporidae.
CUUUGGACACGUUCAUGAGGCUGGCGGCAAAAAAGCCGAGUUUUAGCUGAACGCAAGUUAAACCAAGCUUGUUACAAUGGAAGCGCAAACCAACCCUUACUCAAAUCAGGUCGGCUCGGCCUCCACGCAGAGUGAAACUCGCGUUAUUCAAAAUCAUCCGACCACCAUGGCCUACGUACGAGAUGAACACACAGUUGUAAAGUACGAGAAUCUUGCUCCGGCUGCGAGCGUAGCUUCGCUGAACGACCAGCGAGUUGGGAAUAAUCACCUCGCAACACACCAGUGGGUUGUACAAGACCAUACUGGAGCCGUUGGUUGGCCAGCGAACACAGUGAGUUUACAAGAAGUUAAACCAAUCUUAAGAGAGGAUGCUUCGCCUGUUAUAACAACAAUUGCUGGAGCAACGCUCGUCCAUCAUCGACCUGGUGGCCACCCUGUAAUGCCUUUAGAGCAAGCACGUUGGCCCAGUACUGCGUCGCAUGGGGCACACUCGCCUGACCACACGCGUAUCCAUAUCAGCAGCGCGAUGCAAGCAGUUCCAACGACUCAUCCAUCGUACGGCACGAUAAACGGAACGGUCCAACUUCAAGGAGCUUUCCCGCAAGCGCCGCAAACAAUUCGCGAAAAUCCGAACGGCCAAGACGCGCCGCACGGAUCUCACCCCGAACUAGAAACACAGGACGACACUCCUACGUCUGAUGACUUGGAACAAUUUGCGAAAGAAUUCAAACAGCGUAGAAUCAAGCUUGGUUUUACUCAGGCGGAUGUCGGGCUAGCGCUGGGUACACUGUACGGAAAUGUUUUCAGUCAAACCACCAUUUGCCGUUUCGAGGCUCUGCAGCUGAGUUUUAAGAAUAUGUGUAAACUCAAGCCCCUGUUAGGCAAAUGGCUCGAGGAGGCGGAUAACAACAACGGUGCUGCGAGUGGCAUCGACAAGCUGGCUACUCAGGGUCGGAAACGUAAGAAGAGAACCUCCAUCGAGGUGGCUGUUAAGGGUGCUCUGGAGAAUCACUUCUGUAAAAAUCCCAAACCGUCUGCGCAAGAGAUCGGCACGCUCGCUGAAAACCUCGGACUCGAUAAGGAGGUGGUUCGAGUGUGGUUCUGCAACAGGCGUCAAAAGGAAAAGCGAAUGACUGCUUCAGUUACUGGCGGAGCCGAAGAUCAACACGUCGGGUCUCCUCAUGUUUCUUCGCCUCACGUAUCGUCUGGUCAUGUCUCUUCUCCGCAUAUUGUUGGUGCGCACAUCGCAGGGCCGCAGUAAGACUUCGUGUGUGUUCUGUCACUCUUCGUAAAUAUAUAGUCGCCAAAAUGUAUUUUUCUAUUGCGCGAAUGAACAAGGAACUAAACUUACAGACAGGCGUGUUAAGUCGAUUAACUCUGACAUUUUUGUACGCCGUCUCGAAAGGGAAGCUGAAUGUGAAAUAGUCUAAUUUCAGCUAGCGUAAGCGCUCGGAGAGAAUUUCGAUUUCAAGUCGGCCGCCUUUCUAAGGAUAUGCAAAAAGGUAUUCUAAUAUUAUGGGCAUGAUUGUAUGUAAAUACUUACUUUGAAAGCUAGAGUAUUUUGCAUUAAGUUUAGAGGAAUUCCAGGGAAAAAGUAUCUAGGACUAGCAGUUUCUUUUAUCACGAACGUUGCGCUGUGUUUAACAUUGCUAAAAGGCCCAAGUUAGGGGUUUUUGUUCGAAGGAUCAUGUGUAAAUACUCUCGAUGGACGCGUAUAAUUUGUCUACUCACCAAGAAACCUAUAUGCUCGUAUUCUGGGCUAAAAAAUCUUUAUUUAGAGUUGUUUUCUGGCAAUGUGAACAAUAUAUUUAUCGUACUUUUCUAUGUUAAACAUGCAUGCUUUUCCAGCCAUCAUACUGUACCCUCAGAUAAGUUAUUAAAACCUUUUCAGUUUAA